Colletotrichum spaethianum is the source of this 402-nucleotide messenger RNA. Its product is annotated as chaperone protein DnaJ. The record is from RefSeq and is a predicted model, not a curated record. Lineage: Eukaryota; Fungi; Ascomycota; Sordariomycetes; Glomerellales; Glomerellaceae. The transcript has 2 exons. Bases 1 to 402 code for a protein of 133 amino acids.
AUGCAGCCACCUUCAAAGGCCGACUACUAUGUGAGCCUUGGAGUUCAGCAAAGUGCAACAGCGCAAGAGAUUCGACAGGCAUAUCGAGCCUUGGCACUGAAGUAUCAUCCAGACAAGCAGGGUCAGGGGGUAAACGUCGAUGCAAAGGAAUUCCGCAAGAUCCAAGAAGCAUAUGAAGCUCUUCGAGACGAGUCUAAACGAGCGCAGUAUGAUGAGUUUUAUGUGUACAUUCAAAGGGAAUGGGUAGAGUACCGACGAUGGCAGAAAACGGAGGACCCCUUUGAGCAAAAGCGACGCUUGAGGGCAGAAGAAAGACAAAAGAGAGCCAUGGCGAACGAAAAUGCUCGCAUGCAGACAAGAGCGUGGGGAAACGCCUUUGAGAGCGGCGAAAAAGAUUUUUAA